This is a messenger RNA of Leptonychotes weddellii (Weddell seal), 2111 nucleotides long. RefSeq names its product SIX homeobox 1 (gene SIX1). Gene Ontology annotation, biological process: regulation of skeletal muscle cell proliferation; skeletal muscle fiber development; regulation of transcription by RNA polymerase II. Gene Ontology annotation, cellular component: transcription regulator complex; nucleus. Gene Ontology annotation, molecular function: DNA-binding transcription factor activity, RNA polymerase II-specific; RNA polymerase II cis-regulatory region sequence-specific DNA binding. Lineage: Eukaryota; Metazoa; Chordata; Mammalia; Carnivora; Phocidae. The record is from RefSeq and is a predicted model, not a curated record.
AGCAGCAUCAACCCGGCGGGAGGCGGGAGGCCGGAGCCAGAGAGGCCCAAAAGGCUGCGGAGUGAGCCGGCCGCUCGGUGUCCAGCGACCCCCCCCUCGUCCUUCUUCCUCGGCCGCCCAGCCCUAAAUUUCGACCAGCUUUUUCGCCUACGGAAAUCCUAGGGAGGGGGUUAGGAGCAGCUGCGCCCCCCUCCCUGCGACUGCCGCCCCCUGCUUUUUCGGCGCUGCUCCCUGCCGCGUGCGCCCGGGCAGUGCACCUCGGCAGGCCCCAGCCAUGUCGAUGCUGCCGUCGUUCGGCUUCACGCAGGAGCAAGUGGCGUGCGUGUGCGAAGUUCUGCAGCAAGGCGGGAACCUGGAGCGUCUGGGCAGGUUCCUGUGGUCGCUCCCCGCCUGCGACCACCUGCACAAGAACGAAAGCGUGCUCAAGGCCAAGGCCGUGGUUGCCUUCCACCGCGGGAACUUCCGCGAGCUCUACAAGAUCCUGGAGAGCCACCAGUUCUCGCCUCACAACCAUCCCAAGCUGCAGCAACUGUGGCUGAAGGCGCACUACGUGGAGGCCGAGAAGCUGCGCGGCCGGCCGCUGGGCGCGGUGGGCAAAUAUCGAGUGCGCCGAAAAUUCCCGCUGCCGCGCACCAUCUGGGACGGCGAGGAGACCAGCUACUGCUUCAAGGAGAAGUCACGGGGCGUGCUGCGCGAGUGGUACGCGCACAACCCAUACCCCUCGCCUCGUGAGAAGCGGGAGCUGGCCGAGGCCACUGGGCUCACCACCACCCAGGUCAGCAACUGGUUUAAGAACCGGAGGCAAAGAGACCGGGCCGCGGAGGCCAAGGAAAGGGAGAACACUGAAAACAAUAACUCCUCCUCCAACAAGCAGAAUCAACUCUCUCCUCUGGAAGGGGGCAAGCCGCUCAUGUCCAGCUCAGAAGAAGAAUUCUCACCUCCCCAAAGUCCAGACCAGAACUCGGUACUUCUGCUGCAGGGCAAUAUGGGCCACGCCAGGAGCUCAAACUAUUCUCUCCCUGGCUUAACCUCCUCGCAGCCCAGCCACAGCCUGCAAGCCCACCAACAUCAGCUCCAGGACUCCCUGCUGGGCCCCCUCACCUCCAGUCUGGUGGACUUGGGGUCUUAAGUGGGGAGGGGCUGGGCCUGGAAGCAGUGACUAGGGACACCUGUAAAUAGAAAUCAGGAACAUUUUUGCAGCUUGUUUCUGGGGUUCUCUGCAUAUAAAGGAAUGGUGAACUUUCACAAAUAUCUUUUUAAAACUCAAAACCAACAGCAAUCUCAAGCUUAGUUGCCUUCUUCUCUCCGACUCUUGCAUUUCCCAUCCCAGUGCAGAGAUCAGGAAAAAAAAAAAAAACCCAAACAAACAAAAGCACCCAGUCACCCAGUCUUGGUUCUGGGCAAUCCAUGUGCCAGCUUCAGUAGCCUUUCUUUUUUUUUCAGUGAAUGGGAAUUACAAAUCAACUGGAUUUUAAAUAUUUCCUUUUAAUUUAUUUAUGGAAAAGUCUUUUUGGGAAGAGGAAAAGGAAAUGAAGAAAGAGAGAGAGAAGUCAAAAUUGUGAAAAUAAGAGCCUCCAGCCAGGAGGAACUGGUUGCAUUCUUAAGGUGAAUAGAAAAAAUAUGAUCUUAUAACUUUUUGAUGGGGAAAAUUAAGUUUACAUUUUUCAUUAUUUAGUGUUAAACACUUUUAUGUAGAUUAAAAUGAAAGAACAGUAUUAGGGGGAAAAAAAAGUGCCUAAACGUCUUAAUGCUCUCUGUGUAAGGCAAUUAGAAAUAGCAGUGACCAUUAGUAAUACAACUAUUUUUGUCAAAUUUAGUGGGGUUUUUGGUUGUUGUUUGUUUUCUUGGGUUUUUUUAAUGGCAAACUUUAAAAAUGUACCAAUGUGAAAAAAACACUUUCCUGAAUGCCAUUACUUCUCAUGCCCUUGAAGCUUUCAUAUCUGUAGCCUACUCCUGUUAAGGGUUUCUUUUGUUCCUAGUUUCUAGCCUGCAAAAAUAUACGACAAAUCUGGCAACCUGGUAUUUGUUACUAAAACAGCAUGUGUUUUCAGGUUUCUUUUCUAUUGUACCUAAACCAGUCUAAAUUAAAACUUAGUAGAACACCAGGAGUA